Messenger RNA from Diatraea saccharalis (sugarcane borer), 760 nucleotides. The record is from the annotation of a GenBank genome assembly. Lineage: Eukaryota; Metazoa; Arthropoda; Insecta; Lepidoptera; Crambidae.
GUUAAAUUAAAAAAAAAUAUUAACAUAGGACUGUACUUAUGGUUUAGAUUUCCUUUUGCGUCGCAUUACAUUUUUUUUUUAUGUCAGUGAACUGUCAAUGUGUCAACGGUUUGUAGACGUCGAUACAAGUUUUAGCCGGAUUUUUAUUUUAGCAAUAAAAUGGAAGCAUUAUUUACUUUACCAUUCACGGUGUUGGAAAUACCUAACAUAAAGAUCAAAAAACCAUCAUGGUUGCAGGCGCCGUCGGCAAUGACGACAUUCUCAUUUGUUUUAAUGUCGUACUUUUUAGUCACUGGAGGUAUAAUUUACGAUGUCAUCGUUGAGCCCCCAAGUGUCGGAUCAACAACUGAUGAACAUGGCCACAGCAGACCUGUCGCAUUCAUGCCCAACAGAGUAAAUGGACAGUAUAUCAUGGAAGGUCUAGCAUCCAGCUUUCUUUUCUCCCUUGGAGGCCUGGGCUUUAUUAUUUUGGAUCGAACACACAACCCAUCUACCCCUAAACUAAAUAGGAUCUUACUAAUUUCUGUCGCAUUCCUUUGUAUUCUGGUCUCAUUUUUCACAACAUGGAUCUUUAUGCGAAUGAAACUGCCAGGGUAUUUGCAAAAUUAGCACUAUAAUUAUGUAAGCAGUUCUUUUAAUAACGUUAUUAUUUCGAACUUUUUUGUAUUUAGUUGAAUAAAUAUUUUUAUAUUCUUUAUUGGGUCUCUUAUUUUGUUCUAAGAAAACUAGAUAUUUAAGUUACUAAAACUUACAUAUGUAC